AUGGAUGGCAUUUACCGCGAGCAGGGCUCACGAAGUGGUGGUCUGAACUGGCCUAGUGAUAGCUGGCACAUGUCGACAGGCGUCUCGAACAAGCCACGCACUAAGACACGUAUGGGCAGGGGCCAGGUACUGGUACAGAGGCGUCUAGUCAACCGCAGGCAAGAAGGAGACCGGUCAGUUCUCCUCGAGUAUGGAGCUGAGCGUUGUUAUGGACGAGCGUUGGGACUUAACGGUUUGAGACCCGGAAGCGACACGGGCAGCUUGACUGCAUCGAUGAUGAUGAUGAUGCUCAUCUCCAAGGCUCAUCGUGAAUGGGCAAUAUGCGCCUCGCGGCCGCAGACGAACGCUCCAUCGGGGCCCUGGACCGCAACACUCUCCACCCACGGGGAUCACCAGAAGAUACUGGCGCACUUGUUCGCCCGUGCAGACGCGCCAAGAUCGACUCCUGGUGCCGGCAGUGACAGCCCUAGCCUGGAAGGAGGCAAUGGACCGGGCUGGCUCGUCCAGGAGGGGGCUAGGGACUUUGGUUACGAGAUGCCGCCCAUGACGCCCAUGACGCCCGUUCAAUCCCUCACACAUUGUUUCCCCAAAUCCCCAGCUCCGAUCGAGAGCGGAAGAAGGGUGACAUCGUUCAGGCGCCAUGCUGUCGUGAUGGCCAAGUCUUAUGGAAGGGGGCUGUGUUCCCCGUGA
This is a messenger RNA of Verticillium alfalfae VaMs.102, 690 nucleotides long. RefSeq lists its product as hypothetical. The record is from RefSeq and is a predicted model, not a curated record. Lineage: Eukaryota; Fungi; Ascomycota; Sordariomycetes; Glomerellales; Plectosphaerellaceae. Bases 1 to 690 code for a protein of 229 amino acids. The transcript is spliced from 5 exons.